This is a messenger RNA of Cynara cardunculus var. scolymus (artichoke), 2202 nucleotides long. Its product is annotated as ecdysone-induced protein 74EF-like. NCBI's taxonomy places the organism in Eukaryota, Viridiplantae, Streptophyta, Magnoliopsida, Asterales, Asteraceae. Gene Ontology annotation, molecular function: protein binding. The record is from RefSeq and is a predicted model, not a curated record. The transcript has 2 exons. The annotation marks the transcript as partial.
GCCACCACCACCACCGCCACCAACUACUUUCAUUCCAUUGAAUCCAACACAGAUUCAUGGGGUGAAGACAGUUCUCAGUAUCAAUCUAAUUAUGGUUCUUCGGCAUCGGCGGCGGGUUCAGUUAAGAUCCGGUUGAUGUGCAGCAGCGGCGGACAUAUAGUCCCUCGUCCCCACGACAAAUCUCUCUGCUACGUCGGGGGAGAGACGCAUAUGGUGGUGGUGGAUCGUCAUACUACUCUAGUAGACCUCACUCAUCGCCUGUCAAAAACUAUUCUCCGAUCAUCGUCUUCAUCAACGGCGGGGGGGUUUACACUCAAAUAUCAGCUACCGACAGAAGAUCUUGAUUCGUUGAUCUCUGUGACCACCGAUGAAGACCUAGAAAACAUGAUCGAGGAAUACGAGAGGCUGAACUCAUCCUCCGCUGUGAGUAAAUCUUCUCGGCUUCGUUUAUUCAUUUUUCCGGCGAAACCGGAAUCCGUUUCUUCAAUCGGCUCGUUUCUGGAGAAUUCCACUAAAUCAGAAGAUUGGUUUCUUAACGCGCUCAAUGGUACCACUUCAGGGUUUUCCGAUACUUCGUCGGUGAAUAACUUGUUAGGUCUGGACGACGAGAUCUCUCUCCCUGAGAAAAAAGAGGUUAAUCAAAAGGGUCUCUUAACUACAAACCUCAUAGGCAAUAAUUCAGGCCAGGAUGUCCAUUCGAUACCCGAUUCGCCGAUGAUGGAAACAACCUCAUCGUUUGGGUCGGCAUCGUCGACUCCGUCACAACCUAACUUGCCGCCGGUUAGCGGAAACGUGGAUGAUCAUCCGAAGGUUGGAGGAGGAGGAGGAAUAGAGGAGAUGUUUUCCCAGAUGAGCGUACAGCAACGGCAUCAUAAGGAUCAAGAUGAUGGGGUUUUAGCGGCUGCGCCGGCUCCGGUGGCGGUUUCAGGUUCGCCGAUGAGUUCUGCGACGGCGAUUCCUGAACACUCUGAUCCGUUUUUAUCCUAUCAUGAGAGAUCGGAGCAGGGUUUACAGAUGGCUUAUCUAAAGCAUCAACAACAGCAGCAGCAGCAACAGCAAUUUCAGCAAAAGCAAUCCACGGGUUCAAUUUUGAGCGAUAUGCCAUAUCAAGAACCUGUUGUUCAAAUCCAAUCUUCUAGUAACAACAAUCGAGUUGUUGAUCCAAAUGAUACCCCUGAUCAAAGUCCUAGAAUUCAAAUGCAACAACAACAACAACAAAAUCAAAAUUCUGCUUAUUUAAUGUCGAUGCCAACAACAAAAGCUGAUGCACAACAUCCUCAACUACAUCACCAGCAACAACUGCAAUUCAUACAUAACCCUGUUCCACAGCCACAGUACUUCCACCACCACCCUCCUGCGGUGGUUCCAGUGGCUUCCUACUACCAGAUGUACCAGUCACCGGCAAUGGAUCAGCAGAAUUUCGUGUACUAUAUGCCCACUAGGCAGCAGCCCCCUCAAGGUUACAAUUUCCCAUUGCAGCAACAGCAUGCUGAUUCAUCGCCGCGCGCUCCCACUAAUCAAGCAGCACCUCCUCCUACCACCACCAGGACCCCUCAAGCUGCUCCAAAAACUGAAUUACCGGUGGGUGUUUACAGAGCAACGAAUUCAGGUGGCCAGCAGCUUAUUCAGGUUGCAUCUGGUCAUCAACACCAGCCACAGUAUGUUGGGUUUCGUCACCCAACUCAGUCUGUUGCUUCUCCUGCUGCUGGUGGUGGUGGUGGUGGUGGUGGAGGUAACUUUGGGUAUGAAUUCACUGAUUCUUUGCAACAAGGGCAGCUUAUGUAUUACGCAACACAGCCUAUGCCACCUCAAUCAGCUGCUCAAUAUCAAACAACUUCACCUAUUGAAGCCAGUUCCCAACAAAGCAGCAACAACAGGUGAAGCAAAACGGGUGUCGUUUAUCUCUAUAUUCUUCAGUUAUAUGGUAUCAGUUUUGUUAUUAGUAUUGGUUUGUGGUAUGUAUUUGUGAUGGGUAUUAGGGAUAACUGGAAAAAGUCAUCUUUUUCUUGCUGGACUUGUGUAUACUACAAUAUAUAUAGCUGUUUUUGCCAGUUGAAAACCAUUGAUCGUAUUUGGGAAUUACACAUAGAAAUCUGAAAACUCGUAUAGGAGUAGAUGAACAAGUGUACUUCAUCGUCAUUUGAAUGUUUGUGAAAUCUUUGGAUUUUGAUUGUUCAGCCUCUUGACUGGCUUUCUUGAUGA